AGUAAUAUAGAGUAUAGACCUAUUGUCCUCCUUAUUUGUCCUCAGUUUCCUAACGAAGCGGACUCCAGUUUUUCCACUGAAGCGAUUUCUGAAAGUUCUAUCAUCCAUUGUAGCAGCGUACGAGAUAUGGAGGUGAAUAACAAAACAGAUAAGAAGUAUGUACAGAGGGGCUUAUCCAAAUAUCAAUUGUUUGGUGAUGAUGGUAUGCCUAAUUAUGCUAUGAAUACUACUCCCUUAUUCGAGGUGUUCUCUGUUAGCGUGAAUACUAAGCGCUCUGAUUGUGAUUCUUGUGAAAUAUAUGGUACUAUUAAGGCUACUAAUGGAUUAGGUCAUGUUGUAUAUCUUUACAAUCGAAAACACUACGACCCUGAGUUAAUUAAGCCGAAUAGUGCUGGCUACAGUCGUUAUUUGUCCUUAAUUGGACUUAAGGAUGGUUGUGUCAUUAUACCCCAUGAAUAUGUCACUAUUGAGGUGGAUCUAAGGGACAGGGCGCGAAACAAUGCUGCCAUUGCAAUUGGAAAUUUGAGUUUCAACUAUAAGGAAACCUUUUACUCAGGACAUGGGGCUAAAGAUGUUGUAGGUCAGGCCGGGUUUGUGACCAUACAUUAUGCCACUUUCCCGUAUGCAUUGACAGCUUCUGUGGAUGUGGUAUUUUUCAGCAAGAAUGAUGAUUAUGAUACAAUAGACUAUGAUCCCGAUGAAUAUAGUGUUGAUCUUGCAGAUUAUGAUAGUUCUGGAUAUGAAAAUAGCGAUGAUGUUGCUGAUAUUUAUGGAACUGUUGCUGCACACACCGAUUUUCCUGGCAGUGGCUCCUAUGGAGACAAUACUACUAUUUCAAGUAUACUUUUAAAUAAGCCACAUAGUCAAUGUGUACGGGUGAUGUCUAGAAAUUUUAUUGAGUUAUCAAGAUGUAUGGUUGCUGUGCCAGCUUCUUCGAACUUUCCCCUUAAAAUCCAUGUGGAUUUCAAGUUUAACGAUGGAAGCAGAUUAGUUGAUGGGGUCUUAGGAUUUUCAUCUGACGACUGCAGCCAAAUAAAGAAGGAUAUAGUGGGAGAAAAUGGGCGUAUUCGAGUGCGAGUAAAAUGGGGUGAUGCAUAUGAGCAACGUUAUAGAGGAACUGAUCUGAAACGAAAUUUGAAUCAAGUGUUAACCCCUGGGAAUGAAGAGAGCAAGCUCGAGGAACUGGUUAAAAGGCAGUGGUUUCCUGAUGAUCCACAACCCUCAUCAGUCUUUAGGUUGCCGCAGACACCUAUGUACAUUAGCCCCACGCCGCUAGUGGAGGUGUUUUCAGUUGGUGUUGGUAGCAAUGAUUUGAAGCCUCCCUUCAAGCUAUAGGGAAGUAUCAGUGUUGAAGGUCAUGGCCGCUGUAAUUUGUUCAAAAGAGAUCAGUGUUCCCCUCAGAUUUGUUUUGACAAAAUCGAGGUCCAAUUUUGUCGUGGUCAUGGAUUUUCAGCUCUGGACGAUUUUGGCAUUUUUGUUGACCUCAAAGAUGUUGAGGGUACUGUGUUUAUUGAAGGACAUACCCGGUGGGUAGUCCACUUGUCCGACUCAUGGUAUAACAAACGGAUAUGUUCUCUUAUUCGAGGGAAUCAUGGAUUUGUAGCAGCGCAUUAUAUAGUUAUUUAUGGUGGAGUACAAGCUAAAGUGAAGGUUUUGGUUAAAGGUAAUGAUAAUGCUUUGAACUUACCCACCAAGUUUUAUGGAACUAUUGUUGCUCGUUAUAGCAACCAUGAAUACUCAACUAAUUAUGAUAUGAAAUAUUAUCAAAGUGUUCUAUUUGAGAAAGGUUUAGAUGAUCUUAUAAACUACCUUGAAAAAGAUGGUUCAUUGCCGUUGUCAAAAUCUUUGGUUUGUGUGCCUCAGAAUUCCUCGCUGAUUGUAAAAGUAAACUUAAUAAUUGAUGGUGUUGGUGUUGAUUUACUGCAAGACAACUUGGAAUUCAAGACUGAUGGUCUUAUGUCUUCUAAAGCGAUUUUGGGACAGAACUACUCGAUUUACAUUUCGGCAAAAUGGCCUGAGGUAAAUUAGAAUGAUUUUGGGACAGGAGUACUCAGUGAAGUCAAAUAGUUUGGUUGUAAUAGUGCACUUCUGAAAUAAGAGCUUAUAUAAGUUGAAAAAUGGGUUGAGGUCAGAUAGUUUGGUUGCAAGUGUACUGUGCCUAUGAAAUAACUUUAAUUUUUAUUUUCUACUCCAUUUGUUUCUAAAAUUAGUUUCUA
Messenger RNA from Chenopodium quinoa (quinoa), 2216 nucleotides. RefSeq lists its product as uncharacterized. The transcript is spliced from 4 exons. NCBI's taxonomy places the organism in Eukaryota, Viridiplantae, Streptophyta, Magnoliopsida, Caryophyllales, Amaranthaceae. The coding region runs from base 127 to 1335 and encodes 402 amino acids. The record is from RefSeq and is a predicted model, not a curated record.